GUUCCCUUUGCAUUCCUUAAAAUGGGAGAAUGAGAGAACAAAAAAAAAUCAUGAACCGACGUUUGCGUUUUCGAGUUGUAAGAAAAACUUAUCAAGCUCUAAAUAUCUAAUUAUUGAACCAAUAUAUUAAAUAAUAUAAUUGAUGUUAACAGACGUGAUUUAGCAGAGUUCAGAAGUGUACAAAAUUGAAGAAGUAUGUUAUAAGUAAUUUGCUCAAUAUUGAAAUAGAGUUUAGUAGUAAUAUUUCACAAGGGCAGCGUAUGCCGAGUGUGCUAUGUGUGAAAGAUAUCCGGGAUACCUGUUCGGUGGGACUCCUGUCAGUAGCUGGGACAGGAGUUUCAACUCAUUGGAAAAUCAAAUACAACACCAGUACAGAGGUCGUCUGGGCUCCGGUGCGAGGUACUGGGGCAGCAUGUCUGAAGGAGGCGGCGUGUCGGCAGCCGGCGAUGGCAGCAGAACCAACCUGAUUGUCAACUACCUGCCGCAGUCGAUGACCGAGAAGGACCUGUACGCGAUGUUCAUGACUAUCGGACCUAUUGAGAGCUGUCGUGUUAUGAAGGACUUUAAGACUGGUUACAGUUACGGUUUUGGUUUCGUAAAUUUCACGCGGGAGGAGGACGCUACGCGCGCUAUCGAGACCUUCAAUGGUUACCAGCUCAGAAAUAAACGGUUAAAGGUAUCAUACGCGCGGCCGUCAGGCGACGACAUAAAGGACACCAACCUAUACGUGACCAACCUACCCCGCGCCAUUACUGAGGAACAGCUGGAGACGAUAUUCGGCAAGUACGGCCGCAUCGUGCAAAAACAUAUAUUGAGGGACAAAGGCAGCGGCGCGCCCCGCGGUGUUGCUUUCGUCAGAUUUGAUAAAAGGGAAGAGGCACAGGAAGCGAUAGCCGCGUUAAAUAAUGUGAUACCAGAAGGCGGGACUGAACCAUUAAGCGUUAAGGUUGCAGAGGAGCACGGAAAACAGAAGGCAGCUUACUACGCCGGUUGGGCCGCGGGAUUUCAUCAUAAUAGAGGUGAUAUCGCAUGGAGUUGCGGCACGUGCAUGAUGCCACCGGAACCUUGGGAUGGAUUUCAGUCCCCCAAUAUGGGGGGCAGCCAUCCCGCCACACCUCGCAACGGCUGCAGGCCCGGCGCCUGCGCCAACCGCCCCUACCCCAACUACCUGCCUGGGAAGGCUACACCGCGAUCCAGAGCAAGAAACCCACACUGGAAUCCAGGUUUCGACGAGAGAUUCAAGAACCAGAGGUGCAGGAGCGGCCCCACGCCCUAUUGGUAGAUGACGUCACGCGAUCGUCUUGUGUUAUUCGAUCAGCCGUGUGACGUCACUGCUCCCAUGUAAAUAUAGUCGAAGAGCGGGGUUUUAACACUUUUUUUUCUUAUGUCUUUUAGAUUGUUAAAUGUGAUACGUUGAUGAAGUCAACAUAUUAAUGUAUGAUGUAUGAGAAAAUGAGAACCGCUGUCGUUUUGUGAACAGUCGAUAACUUUAUUUGAUGAGCCAUUUUAAAACUGUGCAAUUUGGUGUUUAAAGUCAUCAGUACCCUUAGUACGAGUUUUACAAUUACGAAAACUAUGAUAGUUU
This is a messenger RNA of Chilo suppressalis (striped riceborer), 1585 nucleotides long. The record is from the annotation of a GenBank genome assembly. Lineage: Eukaryota; Metazoa; Arthropoda; Insecta; Lepidoptera; Crambidae.